UCCUUUGGGGAAAAAAGUGCUCAGCUUUUUUUUUAGCUGACAUCUUUGUGUUUUAGCCGUUAGCUUUGGUUGUUUAGAAACUUUUACACCCAGUUUCAUCUGUCAAAGUAAACACACGAGCUCCACGCUGUGCGCCAGAGCCAUAAGAGGCCGGGGAAAGUGAAAAUGGAAGAAGUCCAGCUUGGCACCAAUGGCACUGACUCUUCCUCCACAAACUCACAGGUAGCCCCACAGAUGUCAUUGGCCGGUUCUCCUGUCACUGUUGUACAGUUGCCCGGGGGACAGUUACAGGUUCAGGGGGUGAUCCAGUCCGCACAGUCCUCAGUCAUCCAGUCUCCACAAGGACACACUCCACAGACCCAGGGCUCGGACAGUGACGAUUCACAGGACUCUUCAGACAGUGGAGCCACAGCCCAAAGACCCAGAGAGCUGCUCGCCCGCCGGGAGUCCUACAAAAAAAUCCUCAAUGAGCUCUCCUCUGAGACGGGUGCAGAGAUCAGCGCAGUGUCCACAGGGGUCACUGGGGUCGCGGUCCCCUCCACACCCAUCUACCAGACCAGCUCCGGGCAGUACAUUACUAUAGGAGCAAAUGGGACGAUCCAGUUGGCAUCUCCGGGCUCCGAUGGCCUCCAGGGGGUGCAGGCUCUGACCAUGUCCAGUGCGGGAGGGGCGCAGUCGGGCACCACCAUCCUGCAGUAUGCCCAGACUCCGGACGGGCAGCAGAUACUCGUGCCCAGUAACCAGGUGGUGGUGCAAGGAGCCGGGGGCGAGAUGCAAACGUACCAGAUCCGGACCACGCCCUCCUCCAGCUCUCUGCAGCAGACCGUCGUCAUGACAACUCCAGUGGGGCUGUCCCAAACCAAGACAGAUGACCCCACACUGAAGAGGGAGAUCAGGCUCGCCAAGAACAGGGAGGCAGCUCGUGAAUGUCGAAGGAAGAAAAAGGAAUAUGUGAAAUGUUUGGAAAACCGUGUGGCCGUUCUGGAAAACCAAAACAAGACGCUCAUAGAGGAACUGAAAACUUUAAAGGACCUGUAUUGUGUAAAAUCUGGAUAAUGGCAAAGGGUUUAAUCAAAGCAGCAGCUCAGUCGCAGGACUCUGGGGCAGGUUUGUGGGAACACUUUAUUUCAGGUGCGAUUCUUCAGUUUUAUACUUGUGUAACGUGAUGUGAUGGCAGUCUGAUACUCUCAACAAAACAAGUGCAAAACCAGGUCAAAUCAAGUGGAACGUUGGGUAAAAUAUAAACAAUUGACGGACGCCAUUUUGGGGACUAAUGAUCACCAUGACCUUUUUAGAUGCACGUUUUUAAAUCCAGAUUCAGUUCAGUGUCCUUUUGUAAGUAGUUUCCAGAGGGUAGAGUAGAGUAUUCAGAAACAUUAUCAUUUGAGAAAACAAAACUCAUGCAAAUCAACUUGGGACACAGCGUGAAGCAUAAACAAUUAACGAACGCCAUUUUAGGGACUAACGAUCACGACGACCUUUUAAAUGCAUGAUUUUAAAUCAGGAUUCUGUUCAGUGCCCUUUGUAAGUAGAAUAGAGUUGGACUAUCCAGAAACAACAAGUCAAGCUGGAGCAUUGUGCAAAAAUGGACGCCAUUUUGAGGACUAAUUAUGAUUUGUAUUAAUUUUUUUCAAUUAGAAUACAAUUUUAGACUCUCUACUUACAAUUUGAGAGCACGAAAUCCAUUCAAAUGAAGUUGGGACAUUUUGUAAAAAAAAAUAUUUUUGGAGACAAAUUUUUUUUGUGUUUUUGCAAUUACGGUGACCUUUUUAGAUGCAUGUUUUUAAAUGAGGAUUCAGUUCUGCGUCCUUUUUAAGUAGAAUAGAGGUGGAGUAUCCAGAAACAACGAGACAAAAUGGAACAUUGUCUAAAAACAAACGAUGCCAUUUUGGGGACUAAUUAUUUUAAAAUGCCACAUAUCAGUUGCCUGUUUUGGAUUCAAACCUGUUGUCCAUCCAUGUUUUUGUCAAAUGUCUAAAAGGGCCAUUAACCAAACAUCUGCUUUUGGAAAUAAUGACAGAAACAAUAAGCCAGUUGGAAACAGGUGUCCCUCUGUAUCAAAACAAAUAUGGCUGUUUACAAGGAAAAAUAAAGGGGGGAAAAAAUCACACGCAGCUGAAAAACAUAGUGAAUUUCUGCAGAAUCAGUGAACUCAGAGAAAUUAUAAAUUUUUUUUUUUCAAUUAGAAUGCAAUUUUAGACACUCUUCCAUUCAAAUCCUUAGGGACAAACUUUUUAGAUGCAUGUUUUUAAAUGAGGAUUCAGUUCAAGUUGAAAAGAGUUGGAGCAUUGUAAUAGGAGAGUCGAAACUCAUUGGAAUCAAGUUGGGACAGUGUGUAAAAACAAUUCAUGGACGCCAUUUUGGGAACCAAUUAUGAUAUUUUGCUUGAUGAUAUUUUAGACGCAUAUCUUCAACCCAGAGUUCAGAUUUCAGUCUUUUCAAAAUUUAAUGCUCCCAGACCCUAAAAAUGAACCGCUAAACUAAUAUAAGAAUCACAUGCGUUUUCAAGUCUAAAAUCCAAAUGUGCUUUAUAAAAAUGUGGCUAUUUAAAAUACAAGGUGAGCAGUUUAUUCCCCAUAAAAACAGGACAUUUUGGUGUUUGCAGAGGACGUUCUCAUCUUAUCCUCUGAGAUUUGAUAAUAUUGAAGUUGUUAUUUAAAUAUAAAGUUACAUAUUCAAGACUUGUGGCUACUCAGAAGAUGUUUACAAUUGUUUUGCUGGCCUAUUUCACCAAAAAAAUGUUUAAUCAUAGAUCUUAAAGUUGCAGUGUGUAACUUUUCUGUUUGAGAGUGUGCUUGUCUCUAGGCCAACUUACAGGUCAGAUCUGUGGGGAGGCCAGCCCAAGCAAAAUAAGUGAGUAUUUUUCAGGGUUGUUCUGAGCAAUAAAAACAUCAAGUUGGAUCAUUUUGUUAAUGCCAUACUUUGGAACAUUACAGGCAAAAGCAAUAACAUAUUCAUUAGGACAAGCAGGUUGUAUACUCUUGAUCAGAAAAGUUACGCAGUGCAACUUUACAUGGAAUGUCGAAAUAAUUAUGUUUUAAAAUAUUCCAGCUUUCCCAGUUCUGAUACAGAUCUUGUUACUUUACCAGUAUCGAACCGGCGCAUCACUAAAAAAUAUAAGAUUUAUACAAAGAAAAUAUAAAAAACAAUUUAAAACGCCAAAUAUUUUUUCCCGAACUGAUUUUGCACUUGUUCUUGUUUCCACCUGCUGUUUUUUAAUCGCUAUAACAUUUAUAGUUGUGUACAUUUUAAUACUGGGAAGUUUGAAACCGUGAGCUUUACUCUCACUUUCUAAAUGUAUCCCUUUGUUUAUUUUUGUGUUUUUAAAAUUGCUGAUAUUUUUUUUUCUUUCUAACCUCUUCAGAUUUUUAACUGUAUGAACUGUUUCACAUCAUGUUUUCAGUUUUAUUUUUUGUGAACCGAUUCUUAUGUUUUGUUUCCCAUAAAGGAGAUGUUGCAGAUGUGUCAUUCCUUAGUGCAGUGCAAUGGACGAUAGAAAGGA
Messenger RNA from Periophthalmus magnuspinnatus, 3502 nucleotides. RefSeq names its product activating transcription factor 1 (gene atf1). Gene Ontology annotation, cellular component: ATF4-CREB1 transcription factor complex; nucleus. Gene Ontology annotation, biological process: regulation of transcription by RNA polymerase II. The transcript is spliced from 8 exons. The record is from RefSeq and is a predicted model, not a curated record. The coding region runs from base 166 to 1056 and encodes 296 amino acids. NCBI's taxonomy places the organism in Eukaryota, Metazoa, Chordata, Actinopteri, Gobiiformes, Gobiidae. Gene Ontology annotation, molecular function: RNA polymerase II cis-regulatory region sequence-specific DNA binding; protein binding; DNA-binding transcription factor activity, RNA polymerase II-specific.